CACCACUUCCAUUUGCAUCGCGUGAAAAUGAUGCCCUCCCUCCCCCUCUCUCUUAAACGAAAAAAAUAUCUGAAAACCUAAAAUCAAACCCAAAAUUGCCACUAUUUUCCAAUCGAAAUGACCGAUCAGUCGUCUCGUCUGAGCAUCACCAAUCUCCGGACAGCUUCACAGCUAAUCAAACAGACAGCCACAAUCUUCUCAUCCAAUCUCUUCACCUUAAUUUUCUUGUCUUUAUUGCUCUUCUCUUUCCGUACAUUCAUCGAAAAUGGGACCCACGUCCUCACUUCUUUCAUCGACCGCGACCCUUCUCUCAAAUCCCUCCUUUCCCGUCUCGACCUUGCCGGCCAACCCCACCCCUCCCACCCCCACCACCGCAUUCACACUCGCCUCCCUCGCCGUCGCCGCCCAUUCCUACACCUCACCCGUGUUGGUACCCUAGAUGAUGAUUUCUUUUCUGCUGAUGACGAAGCUGAUUCCUCCCUCUUCCCAAAGUUCCCUCCCAAUGGCAGUUUCGUGAUUCUCCACAAUUUCGACCCCAAAUUUGGUUUCUCCGAUCUCGUCAUCGAUAAUGGGAUUAAAGUCCCCGAAAUUGUCAGGUCCGGCAUUCAGUUCAAGGCUGCGGAAGAAAAUCAUUCAUUUCUUGAUAGUACAAACAAUAAUAACGAGAUUGAAAGCAGCAGCGAGGAUUUUAAUAAUAAUGAGAGUGGAAAAGAAGGGGAGGAUACGAUUUUAGAUUUGCAAUUUUUAGUGAAGGGAUUGGAAUUGGGGAGACGCGACACAGCUGCCUUGUUUCUUCUUGUAAGUUUUCUAUCUGCUGCUUAUGGUUGGGUUAUUUUGGGAUUUACAGCAAUAUAUUCGUGGAUUUUGGGGGUUGUUUUUAUUGUUGUUGUUAAUGAUUUGUUAGGAAGGUAUGGUUCCUUUAUUGGUGUCGUUUGGAAUGGGUCUAGAUUAGGGAGUAAGAGAUUAGCUGGGUUUAUUUUGAUGAGGUGGGCUGUGAGGGAUGCUUUGACUCAGUUGGUGGGUUUGUGGUUUUUUGGUGAAAUUGAAGAUCAGUAUUCGUUUUUUAAGCUUUUCGUGAGGUUGAAAUUGAUGCCCUUUUCUGUUAUGUUUCCUUGGAUUAAUGGGUUUGACAAGGAGAUUUCGGGGUUUUUUGUUACUUGGAUGUUGGUGGAUGUGGUUGUGGGGUUUAUAUUUGCUGUGGAUGCUUGGGUUACUGUUGUGGAUACAAGGAGGACUGGGAGAGAGAUUUUGAAAGAAGGUUGUUAUUUGAUAUCCACUAUGUUUCAUCAGGCAGUACAGCUUAAAUGUUAUGAAGAAAUACUUUGUGGGUCAGCUGCAAGGUGGGUUUUUGCUCGGGUUUUUGGGAAGUUUUUCGCCAUUCUUUUGCAGUCAGCUUUUGAGGUUUACUUUAUGGUGGCUUGGCUGAUUUUUUACUUUGUGGCGAGGUGUAAAGAAGCUGAUUCUGAUGGAAGGAGGUUUGGGAGGAGAGAAUUGGAGGUGUUGAUUGAUGGCCUAAGAUGAUAAGCAGUGGUGAUGAAACUGCUGCUCUUCCACUUGCAGGCUGCUUCAACUACAAUGCUGAAAUAGCGGGUCUGGUAAUCUGUCAGUGUGUGCCUGUUUCUUGAAUUCUUAGUGAGUCAGCACUGCCACUGGUUGCUGUAGCCAUCAACAAUGUUGUAUGUAUUUUUAUCAUGAGGCAAUAUACUGCUUGUGUAUAAAUCCACGAAUGCGUCAUGUGUAUAUUUGUUGCAACCAUUUUUCUAAAUGCCUAUCAAUUCUGUUGCUGCUGUUGAUCAUGAAAUGAAUGAAGGUAUUUAUUUACAUCA
Messenger RNA from Populus nigra (black poplar), 1826 nucleotides. RefSeq lists its product as uncharacterized. NCBI's taxonomy places the organism in Eukaryota, Viridiplantae, Streptophyta, Magnoliopsida, Malpighiales, Salicaceae. The coding region runs from base 118 to 1521 and encodes 467 amino acids. The transcript has a single exon. The record is from RefSeq and is a predicted model, not a curated record.